This is a messenger RNA of Durio zibethinus, 2284 nucleotides long. RefSeq names its product mannan endo-1,4-beta-mannosidase 6-like. Gene Ontology annotation, biological process: polysaccharide catabolic process. Lineage: Eukaryota; Viridiplantae; Streptophyta; Magnoliopsida; Malvales; Malvaceae. The record is from RefSeq and is a predicted model, not a curated record. Gene Ontology annotation, molecular function: mannan endo-1,4-beta-mannosidase activity.
UUAGUUAUAGAUUCUUCCUCCUUGCUAUCCUUGACAAAGGACAUAAAUUAGCCUCACUCUUUGUUUUUUCUUGAUCAAACACGUAAAUGAAAUCUAAAAACCAAACACACAUAAAUUAGCUUUGUAAACUGUAGAUGAAAAACAAAAGGAUUAGUGCAAUAUAAACCAUUCCAUCCAGUAUCAGUUACCUGCUGCAAUCAUUGUAAGCUGAAACCCACUUCACAAACCAACUUUCUCAUGAUCCUCUAGUCCUUUCUUCUUGACUUUACUCAUAUUGUUGCUCUCCUCUCUCUUUUCACGUACUUUUGCAGAAACUAAAGUUUCAUUUCUAACAACUUCUCAUAUUUGCACACACAGAGUGAGUGCCAAAUUCUUUCUUUCUUUCCUGUUUGCUUGCUUGCUUUAUAUUGCAAGUGCAAGUUUUAUUGAUGGACACUAUAGUUAGAUUGUAUCCCAAGAAAUGCUAUGAUGUUCGCUUAUCAACUAAAACUUUGUUGAACUCAGGUGUCUGGACCCACUUCAAAAACUUAACUUGGGAGUGAUAUAUGUUGCUGUAGACCGUAGAUAGCCCAAGUUCCUUUUCCUUCAAAUUCAGUUUCUAGUGUCUUCCCCAUCAGCCUAUCAUCUUACCCUAUCUGCAUUUCAAAGGGAAGGCAAUGACUGAAUGCCAGACCAAAGCAAGAAUUUUUUUUCUUAGCGUCAAAGCUAGACAGAUCAUUCCCUCUUCCCUACUCUUCUUGUUUCGCGAUUUCGGACAUGCAUUAAGAACAAAGAUUAGUAUUACAUCUGGAUAGACAUUGUUGCACACUACACGAUGCGUGUAUAAAUAUGUUAUCCUCGGAAGAUGCAAAGUACAGCUUCUGGGUCAGUUUUCACUGCCAUGGAUACUUGCAAUAGAUGCUUCAUUCUUCCAUUGGCCUUUUUUAUUAUUUUCUUCGAAAAUUUGGGGACCAAUGUCUUUGGUUUUAAUGGGAAUGAGCAGACUGAAACCAUGGUGGAGGAAGCCAUGAGUUAUUCACCACAAUUUAGCACAAGGCACGGGAUUUAUAAUGUGGAAGACGUGGAAGGUGAUGACUGGCAAAUGGUGGAGACGAAGGGGAACCAGUUUGUUGUUAAUGGUCAACCUUUCUAUGUCAAUGGAUUCAAUACCUACUGGCUGAUGGUAUUUUCAGCUGAUCAAUCCACGAGAGGAAAGGUCUCUGAAUUGUUCCAACAAGCAUCUUCAGUAGGACUAACUGUUUGCAGGACUUGGGCUUUUAAUGAUGGCCAGUGGCGAGCCCUUCAGAAGUCUCCGUCAGUUUAUGAUGAGGAAGUAUUCAAGGGCUUGGAUUUUGUGGUGAGUGAAGCAAAGAAGUACAAGAUCAGGCUCAUAUUGUCGUUGGUUAAUAACUGGGAUGCAUAUGGUGGCAAGGCACAAUAUGUCAAGUGGGGGAAGGCUGCCGGCCUCAACUUGACUUCUGAUGAUGAAUUCUUCUCUCAUCCAACUCUUAGAAGUUACUACAAGGCCCACGUUAAGGCAGUGCUAAAUAGAGUCAACACAUUCACAAAUAUAACUUACAAGGAUGACCCUACAAUUUUCGCUUGGGAACUGAUGAACGAACCUCGAUGCACCUCAGAUCCCUCUGGCGAUACGCUGCAGUCAUGGAUAGCAGAAAUGGCUGCGUACGUGAAGAGCCUGGAUGCAAAGCACUUGGUUGAAAUUGGACUAGAAGGAUUUUAUGGCCCCUCAGCACCGUCAAGGACUCAGUUCAACCCCAAUUCGUAUGCAACUCAAGUUGGAACUGACUUUAUAAGAAACCAUCAGGCUCUUGGAGUUGAUUUUGCAUCUGUUCACAUUUAUGCAGAUUCCUGGAUUUCACAAACUAUUUCUGAUGCUCAUCUCCAAUUCACAACAUCAUGGAUGGAAGCCCACAUAGAAGAUGCUGAGAAAUAUCUAGGGAUGCCUGUAAUCUUUGCUGAGUUUGGUGUCUCUACAAAAGACCCUGGCUACAACUCAUCUUUCCGAGACACUCUUAUUAGCACAGUGUACAAAACACUCUUGAACUCGACAAAGAAAGGAGGGAGUGGGGCUGGGAGCCUCUUGUGGCAGCUGUUCCCUGAUGGGACAGACUACAUGGAUGAUGGCUAUGCAAUUGUCCUUGCAAAGUCUCCUUCAACAUCAAACCUAAUAUCCCUUCAUUCUACAAGACUCGCAAUCUAUAACUCCAUGUGUUCUUGGAGAUGCCGUUGGGGUUGCAAGAAGAAAAAUGCUUUGGAGGCUUUCCUCUACCAUGAUGAUCUGUAA